CUCAGAUACUCUGCCCAGAGCCUUUUUGACUACAUGAAGAAAAUCCAAAAUGAUUCCAGUGCUAUGGAGAGUUUCUGUGAGACGCUGCUGAAGGUCUUUGAGGACAACCUGCGGAAUGACCGGGUGUCUGUACCUCUCCUGACAAUGCUGGACCAAAUGCUGGCUAAUGGUUGUUUUGAUGUAUUUACCAUGCAAGAGAACCACCCCUUUUCAGUGAAGUUAUUUACCCUUUGUAAAGAAGAGAUCAAGAGAUCCAAAGACAUUCGGAAGCUUCGCUCCAGCAUAGGAGUGUUUUGUGGCCUGAUUCAAUUUCAAGGGGACAUGAGAGAGAAAGUGUUAUUUCAGUUGUUUCUCCUUCUUUGCCAUCCAUUUCCUGUAAUACGGAAAACGACAGCCAGUCAAGUUUACGAAAUGCUGAUAACCUACAGUGAUGUGCUUGAUCCUGCCGUUACGGAUGAGGUUAUGACCAUACUCAGCGAUACCAACUGGGAAGCUGAAUUGCCAGUAGUGAGAGAGAAGCGCAACUGCCUCUGUGAUCUCAUGAAAGUGCCCAAACCGCAGCUGGUAUCCAAGAUAGAUGAUGGGCAAUUCCAAACUGUCUGCUCAAUAUUCCAGAAAUACAGAAUUUUCUGCUUUGAGUUCAGCAUAAUCAAGCUGCAGGCAUGUAAACUGAAGCUCUUGGUUCAGGUGCCAUUAGGCCUGGAAGAGUUUGUGCUGCGGCAUCCUGACGAACUGGAUUCUCAGCGUGAGCUGCAAAGUGCACUGUUUAACAAAAUAAGAGGCAGAGAUUAUGUCUGA
Phaethon lepturus (White-tailed tropicbird) is the source of this 798-nucleotide messenger RNA. RefSeq names its product tubulin-specific chaperone D-like. Gene Ontology annotation, molecular function: beta-tubulin binding; GTPase activator activity. Gene Ontology annotation, cellular component: lateral plasma membrane. The annotation marks the transcript as partial. The record is from RefSeq and is a predicted model, not a curated record. Gene Ontology annotation, biological process: bicellular tight junction assembly; tubulin complex assembly; adherens junction assembly. NCBI's taxonomy places the organism in Eukaryota, Metazoa, Chordata, Aves, Phaethontiformes, Phaethontidae. The transcript is spliced from 8 exons.